Molecule: messenger RNA, 592 nt
Organism: Aspergillus steynii IBT 23096
Lineage: Eukaryota; Fungi; Ascomycota; Eurotiomycetes; Eurotiales; Aspergillaceae
Product: 60S ribosomal protein uL29
Exons: 4
Coding region: 23-400 (125 amino acids)
Biological process (GO): maturation of LSU-rRNA from tricistronic rRNA transcript (SSU-rRNA, 5.8S rRNA, LSU-rRNA); translation
Cellular component (GO): cytosolic large ribosomal subunit; ribosome
Molecular function (GO): structural constituent of ribosome; mRNA binding
Source: RefSeq, a predicted model, not a curated record
AUACGACACGAAGCCGCCCACCAUGUCGACAUCCAAGGUCAAGGCUGGUCAGCUCUGGGGAAAGAGCAAGGAUGACCUCUCCAAGCAGCUGGAGGAGUUGAAGACCGAGCUGAACACUCUCCGUGUCCAGAAGAUCACUGGCGGCGCCUCGUCCAAGACUCACAGAAUCCACGACGUCCGCAAGUCGAUCGCUCGCGUUCUCACCGUCAUCAACGCCAACCAGCGCGCUCAGCUCCGUCUGUUCUACAAGAACAAGAAGUACCUUCCUCUUGACCUCCGCCCCAAGCUCACCCGUGAGCUCCGCCGCCGUCUCACCAAGCACGAGUCUACCGUGCAGACGGAGCGCAAGAGAAAGCAGCAGAUCCACUUCCCCCAGCGGAAGUACGCCAUCAAGGCUUAAAUGGAUUCCCGGGGCCUGCUGCUGUGGAUCUGAUCUGGAUGGAGUUAUGGGAACGUCGUUUAUCAAGAUGACGGGUUGACCUAUACCUUACGGGGGAAUACGGGUCGGUUUCAUCGAAAAAACGUUUCUUUAUUUUUUGGAGAAAAUUGAUCAUGUACCUUAGAGAUGAAAGGAUGCAAGGUCGACAUAAAU